CCGCGAGUUUUCUACGCUCACGGAUCCUCAGUGCAAUUUUCCCGCUACUACUUCUAUCGUCUCAGCUCGGGAACUGGAAAUUUUCGCGGGAAAAAUUGUUCUCCUUCUGGAGCUAAAAUGAACUCCCUCGAGCUCACUCUGGUCUCCACCGCCACCGUCAUCGGUGCCCUAGCCUCUGCGCUAGCCAUCCGCGUCUUCUUCACAAAACCUAAGAAGCAGUCCCCAAAACUCAAUUCCUCCCAAAACGGCGUCGUUUCCAGGAAGUGCUGUUCUCAGAGCCCUUUCGACCCCUCAAAACGCAAAGGGUAUUUGACAUGGGAUGAUUACUUUAUGGCAAUUGCGUUUUUAUCAGCUGAAAGAUCCAAAGACCCUAACAGGCAGGUUGGAGCAUGCUUGGUGAGUCAAAGUGGUAUAAUUCUAGGAAUUGGGUAUAAUGGUUUCCCAAGAGGUUGUUCGGACGACAAGCUCCCUUGGGCAAAGAUAUCCAGAACUGGGGAUCCUUUGGAGACAAAAUAUCCUUAUGUUUGUCAUGCUGAAGUCAAUGCAAUCCUAAACACCAAUCAUGCUUCUGCUGCUGGACAGAGGCUUUAUGUGACCAUGUUCCCUUGCAAUGAGUGUGCCAAGAUAAUCAUUCAGUCAGGAGUUGCUGAAGUUGUAUAUUUUGUGGAAAAGAGGUUAAACAAUCCAGAUAUCACGUACAUUGCUUCUCACAAACUACUCUCAAUGGCUGGUGUUAAAGUCAGGAAACAUCAACCACAAAUGAACCAAAUUCUAAUCAACUUUGAGGAGCCCUAAGAGUUUGAUUGUUAUCAUCUUAGAUGAAGCUUGAUCAUCAGUAGUAUCUUUCAUAACCACAGAACAGUAAAGACAACUUGUAGCUCACUGUAACGGUUGUAAUGCUUUCUCUAGGUAUCUAGUAUUAGGCCGACUCCUCCUAGGACUCACUGUCCUCUGGUCGGAUCGUUGUAAGUUAAAGCUCUGUAUUACGGUGCAGUCAUAAGACACUCAGAAACCCUAUUGUGAUCUUCUAAGGAACCUCUGAUUUGUA
This is a messenger RNA of Rosa chinensis, 1048 nucleotides long. RefSeq names its product deoxycytidylate deaminase. The transcript has 9 exons. The coding region runs from base 118 to 795 and encodes 225 amino acids. The record is from RefSeq and is a predicted model, not a curated record. Gene Ontology annotation, molecular function: zinc ion binding; hydrolase activity. Lineage: Eukaryota; Viridiplantae; Streptophyta; Magnoliopsida; Rosales; Rosaceae.